This is a messenger RNA of Struthio camelus australis, 4393 nucleotides long. The record is from RefSeq and is a predicted model, not a curated record. Lineage: Eukaryota; Metazoa; Chordata; Aves; Struthioniformes; Struthionidae.
UGGCUACAGAAGAGAAGUGGAACAGUCGGGCUUGGAAACAGCGUAGCGCAGCCGACCAGGCAGGCAGCGAAGACUCGGGCAUGCCUCUGGGCCGGCAGCUGGGGGAACCGGGAAGAUUUGCUUAUGCAGCGCUCUGUGGCACAUCCCUAGCAUGGCUGUUUCCUGAAAAAGAGCAAAGCUCCUUCAGGAUGGAAUUCAUUGAGGGCUUGGUGCAAUGGCUGGACCUGCCUGAUGCUGUCUUGCCUGCCAUGACAGCGUUUGCCAGUGGCUUAGGAGGUGAGGGCACAGAAACUUUUGCCCAGAUUUUGCUGAAGGACCCCAUACUGAAAGAUCCCGUUGUCAUUACCCAAGAUCUUGUGUCCUUCUGUCUGAAAGACGGAUACUACGAUGCUCGAGCAAGGGUGUUGAUCUGCCAUAUCACCUGGUUGCUGAGAAUCCCCUUGGAGGAGCUGGAAGCCCUGGAGGAAUCUUUACUUGAGAGCCUGAAGGAACAAAAAGAGGAAGAGUCAGAAACUGCAGAAGCAUCACGAAAAAAGAAGGAAAGAGGAAAGAAACUGAAGAGAUACCUGCUGAUCGGCUUGGCAACCGUCGGGGGUGGAACGGUGAUCGGCUUGACAGGGGGUCUUGCUGCCCCUCUGGUUGCUGCUGGAGCUGCUACUAUCAUUGGAAGUGCUGGGGCAGCUGCUUUAGGUUCGACUGCUGGAAUUGCUGUCAUGGCAUCCCUUUUUGGAGCGGCUGGAGCUGGUCUAACUGGAUACAAGAUGAAGAAACGUGUGGGAGCCAUAGAGGAGUUUGAAUUUCUCCCACUUACUGAAGGAAAGCAGCUUCAUAUCACCAUAGCAAUCACUGGAUGGCUCUGCACUGGCAGAUACGGGAGCUUCACAGCACCAUGGAGCAGCCUGUUGCAGUCAAGUGAGCAGUAUUGUCUGGCCUGGGAGUCCAAGUACUUGAUGGAGCUUGGCAACGCCUUAGAUUCCCUGCUGAAUGGUUUUGUUAACAUGAUGGCUCAAGAAGCCCUGAAAUUCACUGUCUUGUCAGGUAUUGUGACAGCCUUGACUUGGCCAGCUUCACUCCUGACUGUUGCCAGUGUCAUUGACAACCCCUGGGGAGUGUGUCUCCAUCGGUCAGCUGAAGUAGGCAAACAUCUGGCACAUAUACUGCUCAGCCGACAGCAGGGCAAGCGACCCGUCACGCUGAUUGGCUUCAGUCUGGGUGCGAGAGUCAUUUACUUCUGCCUGCAGGAGAUGGCUCAAGAAAAAGACUCUCAGGGGAUCAUUGAAGAUGCAGUCUUACUGGGAGCUCCAGUGGAAGGAGAAGCCAAGUAUUGGAAAGCUAUCACAAAAGUGGUGUCGGGCAGGAUCAUAAACGGUUAUUGCAGGGGGGACUGGCUGCUGGGGUUUGUGUACAGAACCUCUUCUGUCCAGCUCAACGUUGCAGGCCUCCAGCCGGUCGACUUGGAUGACAGGAGGAUGGUAAAUGUGGACCUCUCAUCUGUAAAGUCAGCACUGUUCUGCUGUUGAGAAGAGGGAAAGGGCUCUGCAUACGGUGUCUUAUGCACCAACCCAGUGACGGGCUGGCAGAAUAUCCAGGGCAACUGAGUCUGUCUUCUGUUUCAGGUACAUAUGCAAAUAAUCCUUAAUUGCUAGUUUGCAAUUAGUCCAAUGCGAAAUUGUCUCCAGGCUGCGAUUAAGUUUUGUGCUGACUUUAAAAAGUCCCUCCUUUCCCGUGCUUGCAGCGGCUGGAUUCUCCUUGUCUUAUUCCUCAUUGCAUACUGUCAGGAUGGCACCUGCCUACCUGAUGCUGGUGCUCAAAAAUUCCUGUUGAGGCAACCGACAGAAACCCCAGCUGAGAGUAAAACCUUCCCUAUGCAAACACAUAGAAAGCCAGAGCCCUGUUCUGUACCGCUCACGGACUAAAGAUACGAGAUACUCUUUUAUCUCUAGAGCGGUCGUUGCAAGGAUAUGUAGUGAUGAAAUACGCCGCUGAUGUUUUUCACAGCCAAGUUCUCCCGCGACGUCUUUGCACAAUGGAAGGCAAAACAGAAGAGCUCGUUUUUGGAAUAAGCUGUGUCACACGUCGGCACAGUUUUGCUUUUUUCCCUGUGAGCUGCCUCGAAAGCUUUUUACCUGUCCUUUUCUUUGCUGCUGUAUAACUAAGCAGUGGGAAAGCUCUCUUUAUGGCCGUGAUUGAAAAACAAGACUUACUGAUCUCUCUUUUCAAACGGCCCCUAAACAAAAAGGGUCCGGUACUCCCAUUAGGAGGGAAUGCAAACAGAUUCAAAGGCAGUCUGGCCAUCAGCCAGGCAGGUACACAGCAUACAUAAAUGCCAUAAGCAAAGUCUUAGUUUUGGGAAAUCCAACUGAUUUGGCACUUCUGUGAUUCACGCUUUUUCUCUAAAAUGCAUUAAACUUUUUUUUGUCCUGUAUUCCCAAGACUUGCAGCAAAGAAUUAAUUCUGGUUGUGAAAUGUGGCUUAAUUAAGAACCCUGGGGAGUUCAUAAGGCAAAGGGUUGUGUAGGUCUUGUUAUACCCAGAUGUAAACACUUGUUUCAAAUGAGCAAUGCCACCUCCCAUGGUGGCAGGAAUUAACAGGAUCAGAAGAGCAACAGCUAGGAGCAGAACUCAGCUUCAGGUAGGGGCCAGCAGGAGCCUAAGAGCUUCAUCUCACAUCUGCACACAGAAAAGCAGACCAACUCCAUCCCUUUCGGUGACGUUGUGGGGAAUUGAGCUCUCCUGAAAAAGUUACUAAGAAAUUUUAAUGUCCAGCUAAUCUCAUUGCUGCCCCAGGGGCGUUGUGAUGGGCUCUGAGAAGAGAAGGGAGAAUGUGAGCAUGUGCUGCAAGGACUUGCCUAAAGGAAAGCCAUUUCGUGUACGAAGCACCUCUGGUAUGCCCGGCUCAUCCUAUUUUGUGCAGAAAAGUUCUCUUCUGGUCUGCCUAUUCCCUUUUCUUGGAAGCUUCCUCCAAGCCUCGGACAAAAGGUAAAUACUUGAGUAAUGAGAUGGCAGGAGGAAAGGAGCACACUAGAAAUGAGUACGUGAAAGGAGGCCUUUGCAUCUCCUGUUUAAUCUCGCAAGGAACUGGCCCUGUUUCCUUUUCUACCUGUUCAGUGUCUCGAAGAUGCAAGUGCUUCUUUUCCUCUCAUCCCUCUGCCAGCUGGCAAAAGGGGAAGUGCUGCAGGCAUUCAUUGCUGGAGCAAUUCCUUGGUGGCCACCAAGGAACUGCCAGCAAAAGCAGUGGGAGGUUUCCCUAAGUAGUAUUAAUAACGUUUGAUGCUGUAAGAGUGGCUACACAGAGCACAGUCAGGUGCCUGGUGGAAAGUCCUCUUGCGAGUUCAGCAACGUGUCGGUGGCCUUCCUGGUUUCCCACAUGUGCCGUAGUGAUGCUGCCAGUUGCCAUUUUACUAUGAUAGGCCUCUAAGGAGUACAAGAGAUUGGGGUCUUUUGCAAGGCGUUGUACGAAAAUGUUACAUGCUGUAGUCCUGACCCAGAGAUUUUACUGCUUGAAAAGCAAGAAAUAUGAAGGGAAUGAAAUAGUGGAGUAGGAAGACUGGUAAGCAAAAUAGGAGGCUGUUUCAGCAAUAGCUUAGGUGUCUGUUUUCAUUCAGGGUCUCCGGUGUAAGUGAUACAAACUGCUGCAUGUCAUCUCGUGAGCAGGAAUUUCACCAGCAACGUUAAGAUCUUAAACUUGCUGUAAAUCAAGGUGCCAUGUGCUUGUAGGAGAUGUUAUUGCUAAGGAAAGCCGUUGUGCUAUUCCAUAGCUGCUGAAAUCUCAUCUAUGCCUGAAACUUUUUACCUAGAUAUAUUAUGGUAUAUUAUAACAUAUAAAAUAUGUUAUAUUUUCCCCGUCAACCCAUAAAGGAGGCCAAGGUAUGAGGCCAAGGUAUGAAUAAAUUGAGAGCUGGUCAUUCUCUCCAGAGAUGGCAGAAAUUCCCCCAGCUAACCAAAGGUGUUAUUCUCCAAGGUGACUUAUUGGCUGUGGCUGCAAACUCUUCCAGUUAUUUCUCUCUUACAAUUGCUGUCGAUAAAAUGGGAGUAGAGGGAGAUGUGAUCCGUUGCCCUGGCAAAAGUGUUUGAUAGCAGCACAUGUCUCAGAACUGACAUCUCAAGCACAACCUGUGGUGAAGGAGGCAGAGGCAGGAGCUACAGGUAAAGAAGCCGUGAACGUUGCUGCAGCCCAGCAGUGAGGAGAAGACAACUUCCAGUCACCUAGUGGAAGUAACCAGUUCCCUGCUCAUUUCAGGUAGCUUUGACUGUGAUUUAUCAUGAUUUGGUUUCCUGGUCUGGGACUAGGUAGGAGGUGAGAUGGGCUUCUCUCCAUCUCACCUCCCCAGGCCUCUAGCCUUCCGGAACUUAUUUCCCUCAUUUUCUUCUGCCGUCUUCUUGCUAUAUUCUGU